Messenger RNA from Drosophila willistoni, 5800 nucleotides. RefSeq lists its product as uncharacterized. Gene Ontology annotation, biological process: signal transduction; positive regulation of GTPase activity. Gene Ontology annotation, molecular function: GTPase activator activity; phosphatidylinositol-3,4,5-trisphosphate binding. NCBI's taxonomy places the organism in Eukaryota, Metazoa, Arthropoda, Insecta, Diptera, Drosophilidae. The transcript has 9 exons. The record is from RefSeq and is a predicted model, not a curated record. The coding region runs from base 462 to 5300 and encodes 1612 amino acids.
AAAAAAAUCAACAAAAUAUCAAUCAUUUUGCGAUCAAAUAACCAAUGUUAUCGAACGUGCUAUCGAUCCUUUGUCCAUCUCUAAUAACACAGAAAACAUUUUACUCACAUCGACAACGGUUGUGCGAUCGCUCGAGCCAUGAAGAAGAAAACCGAAUAAAGUUGAAAUUCAAAAAAAAAAAUAAUAUACAAACAAAAAAAUAUUCCAGAAAUGUGCAAUUAUUUUUAAGUGCAAGUUAUUUAUGUAUGCAAAAUACUUUGUUUAAUUGUGAAUAUAUAAUUAUAUAUAUAGAAAUGCAUAUUUACUUAUAAGUGUAUAUACAUAUGUGCAGAAGUUGAAACAAAGAACUGAACAACCUGUUGUUAUUGUUAUUGUUGUGUUUGCUGCGGUCAUGAUUUUCCAACAACAAUUAACUAAUACGCAUAGUUGUUGCUGCAUUAGUGACAAGUGCUAAUUUUGGCAUGGAGCAGGCAGCCGGCAUACAGGCACGACCCGUGCCGGCGCCACGUCGUCUCUACCCGGAGUUGCGACCUUCCAACUAUGAGAAUAUCGAAUUAAGAAGCCAAAACAACAAUAAUAACAACAACAACAACAUAAAGAUUAAUACCAAUUUGAAUAAGAAAUUAAAUAUUGAUGCAGAAAAUUUACACGACAAUUGCCAAGAUAAACAAUUGGCCACAAGUAGUCAAAAUAAAUUACUCCUAAAAUCCCAACAACAAAAUGGCGAUGAGCAAUUAUUACAACCGAUCUAUAGUCCAGAUGCCAAUGAGAAUGUUGAUAAUGGAAUUGGAAUGCAACCAAUCUAUGCCACACCAAAACCAGCGCCACGUCAACGAACUGCAGGACAAGAUGGGAAUGUGGAUGCAGCAGGAGCCAGUGCAAUGAGAACUCCAAUGCGAACAGCUCCUUUGGUGCCCCCAAAAACGUUAAACGUACAAUUGGAAUCGAGGAGAGCGCGUGAACAACGUUAUUCCAUAUCCAGUGAGUUUUCCACGACAAGUGCCAACACUGCAGCACACGUAGGCGAUGAUCAGGAUGUGGAUGUGGAUGGUGGGGAGGAUGAGGAUGGGGUUCAGUCGCGUUACACUUCGAACGGUUCACUCAAUUGCAGUGAGAGCUCGCAGAAGAGUGGCAAAUAUAAAUCACCAUCACCCGGGUACGUACUAGAUAUGGAUGAGCAUGAUCAACAACAAUUGGAUAUAGAUGAUCAUGAAGAUCAAGAUCACGAAUCUGACUCUGAAUCAGUGGAUGGAGCGCAAUCCUCCACUGAACAGUCCUCUGAACAGUCUGCGGAGCAUUCAUCCAACAAUGACAACAAUCUAUUGCGCUCCCUGGGAACCACAUCGAAACUGUUGGGCGAAGCCAUAGGCGAACGUCUGACUGUGAAAGCGAAGGGGGCCAGGAAGCGCUUAGACAGGAAUCUGAAGAGCUCAACGGAGGCGCUUAGUAAUCUCAGUACGGAUGCCGGAGUCCGGUUGAAGCAUGCCGGCAAACGAUUUGGUUCGAAUUUCACAUUGGGCAAGGGAUCACGAGAUGGCAAAGAAACAGACGCAGAUGUGUCGGAGAGGUCACUGGAAUUGGAUAUAGAGCGACGUCAGACAAUGCCGAAUACGGAUGUCUUCAAUACGAUUCAGUUCUCUAGUCCGUUGAAUCGUAAUGCAGCUUUGACCGAUCUCAGCGAGACCAAGGAGCAGCAGGCAGCUGAAGAUAGUGGCGCCUAUGAGGUACCAAAGUCCUUGGGCAGCGGACAACCGCCCAGCUACGAUGAAGCUUUGAAGGUACGACCGUCGCCACCACGUUCUGCACCGAUGGUCCGCAAUCUGGCACAGGAGGCCGCUCAAGUCGUCCAAUUGCGUAAUAAGGGCCAGCCACGUGCCCUGGUUGAUUCUGUGAGCGGUUCAUCUUCCUGCAAUGGCGAUGAGUCACCUGGACUGCCCAUGCCCACAUUCCCGGCGCCUAGAUUGUCGCAGCAACCGGAACAUAUACGUUUGCAGGCUGCUGCAGUGCAGCCGCCGGCCCGUCAGAAACGUCGUAAGAACUACGAGCACAUACAACUGAGGCGACCACAGGUGGCCACUUCGGCGGAGCUGCAAGAACUGAAUCGGGCUGCAGAGCUGGCCGAACGGGAAGAGUCGCUGCUAAUUAAGGCAAACAUAAAGGCCGAAGAGGCUCGCGCUCCCAAACCCGAGCGUAGUGACUCAUGGGAGUUCUAUGGCGAGGAUGGUAACGAGUCUGGUGGUGAGGAGGGUGAAUCCUCCUCACCGGAACCCGUCUAUGUCAAUCAGGAGGCCACCUACGGCAAACUUUUUGAAAUGGCCACAGUGGCGCCUGGGAAUAUGUUAAUCCCCCAGCCAGAGUUGAGCUGCAUAAACGAAGAUGGGGAAUUGGAUAGCAAUGAUGGAGCUGUUGGCGGUUGGGCGGGAGCGCCACCACAAGAUCUGAUUGAAGAGUUUGAUCCCCUGAUGAGCAAAUCCUCCACUCUGGCUCGUUCCAACAAGAGCAAUGAGCUACUUCUGCUCGAACAUCUGCUCGAGGAGGAUACCUAUGGAUCAUUGAAGCGAGAGCAAGAUGAUGUUAGCAUGUGCACUUCCGAGGAGGAACCCACUAGCUCCGUUUGCAUAUCUUCUUCACAGAAUAUUCCCCAAAUAGUCCAUCAAAAUGCCCAUCUAUUGAGUGACAGUAUGGAGGAGUUGGAUGAAGAUGAACAGCUGGAGCAGCGAGCUAAGCCAUUCCUCAGUCGACUGGAGGAUAAAUCAGCAGCUGGGGGAACAACUGUCGUUGACCUAUCGGCGCCCUCACGACAUCGCACCAAUUGGUUUGUAGGCGAAACAUCCACCGCUACCGGACCAUCCACAUCUACGGCUACAGCCACAAAGACACAAAUCGAGGGUGAUAGUCCGCCCACUUAUCUAGAAGCCAUUGGUGGCAAUUCUCCCACGUCCGGCUCAGGAGCAGGAGCAGCAGCCGGAGGUCAGUCACCAUCAGCAUCAUCAAACGAAAAUCGGUUUACACUCAGCUCGCGAAUCCGUCAGACAAUGAAUGCCAUUUCGAAUGUGAAAUUCCGCAUGGAUGCCAUGAAGCGGAGAACCAGCUUUAAGGCAGGCGCCCAGCGGCAAUCGGAUGUGAAGGUGGCCCUACAAAUGGUUCCACGGCCCAGUCUAUCGCCUCUGCUGGUCCGCUAUGAGGGUCCCCUGGUGCGUUUUCCGUCCGGCGUUGUCGAAGACAUACUCAAAGAGAUGCAGAAUCGCAAGGCAAUUCUUAGAGAGCGACAAUUUCAGACUUAUCUCGAUCAAGAGAUGAAAACGGCAAGAGAAACCAUACCCUUGGACACCAUCACUACGGUCCAAUGUGUUAGCAACAGCCGCGUCACGGAUAGUGCAACGCAUUUCUAUUGCUUUGAGAUUACCACAUCGCAGCCAAAGAAUGGCAGUGGCAGCGAUAAUAUGUCCUCCAAUCCGAAUUUGGUCAUGACCAGCAAUGCGUCGGGCAAUGUGAAGCAACAGCGGGUGGCUCAUCUCUAUGGUGUCGGCAAGGAAUCCGAACGAGGCGUCUGGAUGCAAAAGAUACUUGAGAGUCUGACCAAUAGUUUGCCCGUGAAAUAUACUUGUCAUUAUUAUAGAGCUGGCUGGUGUUAUCUAAAGAAUUCCAUUACAUCUGAAUGGAGCGGCACUUGGUUGGUAUUGCGCAAGAGUCAGCGUCGUUUAAUCUUUGUCAGCGAGUCGAAUGGAAAUGUUGAGAAAAUGGACUUGAGAAAGGCGCGUUGCAUAGUGCUUAAGGAGAGCGAUGAAUCCAUUGAUAAUCUUCAUGUGGAAAGCGGACCAAUGCUUAUGAUAGACUGUCCACCCUAUUCAGUUUAUAUGAUCAUGAGUUCGGCACGCGAGACGAAAAUCUGGCGCCAUAUUAUUCGAGAGGUGGCCCAUAAUAAUAGCUUCUCACUGGCCGAUCAACAAUUGACACGUUACGAUGUCCCGGUUAUUGUGGAUAAGUGUAUUAACUUUGUCUAUAUUCAUGGUUCCAUGUCUGAGGGUAUUUAUCGCAAGUCUGGAUCAGAAAAUUCCAUGCACAAAUUGAUGAGCGCCUUUCGAGCGGAUGCCUUUAAUGUGGAGAUCACACGAAAUGAGUACAACGAGCACGAUGUGGCCAAUGUGCUGAAACGUUUCAUGCGGGAUUUGCCAGAGCGCUUGCUGGGCAAGCUAACCGAUAGUUUUGUCUUUGUUACCGAAUUGGCUGUGGCCACCGAGAAGAUACCCAUCUACAAAGAACUUUUGGCACGUCUCUCGACCAUUGAGCACGAGACAUUGCGUCGGAUUGUGGGUCAUUUGGUAUUCAUUAGCUCUCAGCAGGCUAAGAACAAGAUGAGUGUACAAAAUUUGACCAUGAUAUGGGGACCAACAUUGCUAGCUAAAAAGACCGAUGAGCUCAUCUAUUCACAAAAGGAGGCCGAUGUGCUUAGUGAUCUGAUAUCCCUUUACAAGAAUCUAUUUCCCUGCAGUGCCGAUGAAAUUAAACGUGAGCAGGCCAUGCUGGCAUGUCUGCAAAAGUAUUAUGCCGCAGCAGAGACUCUUAAAGAUGCUGUAAAGCAAUCAGGAGAUAUUAAAAUCUGGAUUAGUCUCAAUCCGAAUCCCGAUAAUACCACAGAGGAAAAGACGCAAGUGAAUGCAACAAUUUCACCCACCAAAACUGCCUACGAACUGUGCCGUGAAUAUUCUAGUAAAAUGGCACUGCCCACUCAUCAGCUAACGCUCUAUGAGGUCAUAUUGAAUGAUAGCCUGGAGCGACCUUUACAUCAUGAUGCCAAAGUGUUUGAUGUUAUACUUAAUUGGUCGUACUGGCCAGAAGAGGAUCGCAAGCAUAACUAUCUAAUGGUUCGACCCAUUGAAAUGUUGCGUGAAGUGCAACGUGCUGUAAAAAAUUUGGCUACAGUCACACCGGGCAAGGAGCUACGCUUUGCCGACUAUCGAACAAAGGCCUUUAAAACAUUCCAAUGCGAAUUGCGUGAUGGCAAAAUUGUUGUGUCCAAGAAGGAUAAGAACGAUAAAACCACCAUAGUCCGUGAGAUCUUCUUGCAUAGUUCAACGGCGUAUUUGGGUUGUGAACGAAAGCGCGAUUUCCCUUGGAGUUGGGCCAUUACGUUUGUGGAGCGCACUCAAUCGCAGAUAAUGAGAUCACGCGAUGCUCCAUUUAUUGGUCAUGUUCUGGCGGGCAGUGAAUGGGUAGAUCGCACCAUUUGGUAUUCCAGCAUUUGGUAUUGUCUUCACGGUGAUAAUAUUUUGCCGCCAGCUGAGAUAAUUAUCAAGUGAUAAAGCAAUCCCUUGGUUUUCUCUCCAUUUCUCUUUUUUUGUGUUUUUUUUUUUUUUUGUUUUUUUACAUACCUAUUGUUAGCUGUAGAUAUAUUUGGAAUUUAAUAUGCAAUAUUUUAAUAGAAUUACGUUUCAUACAUUUAUUUAUGUACAAAGGCCAAUGAUCAGCUUUUUAUUUCAUUCGUUUUAUUGUAUUUUUAAUUAUUUUAUAUUUUGAAUAGAUUUAUUAUUAUACUUAUAUUAGCUUAACAAGCUUUUGCACAUAACUAAACAAGCUAUGCCAUUUGUCUUCAAUACUGCUGGAUCAUAUUCAAACUCAAACGCAUAUUUUUUUGGGAUAAAUGUUCCUGGGCAGCCAGCUAUUAGUUGGACAGAAAGUCUUAAAACGAAUUCAUAAAUGAAUACACAAAUUUUUUUUUUUUUUUUUUGAUUAAAUUGUAGGCAAACUUAUUUUUAAAUAUCCAAUUAAUUGUCUUAAAGGGAACGCAUUUAUUGUACAU